Molecule: messenger RNA, 2225 nt
Organism: Ilyonectria robusta
Lineage: Eukaryota; Fungi; Ascomycota; Sordariomycetes; Hypocreales; Nectriaceae
Product: 2-isopropylmalate synthase
Exons: 4
Coding region: 299-2179 (626 amino acids)
Biological process (GO): L-leucine biosynthetic process
Cellular component (GO): mitochondrion
Molecular function (GO): 2-isopropylmalate synthase activity
Source: RefSeq, a predicted model, not a curated record
AAAAAAAAUUAUGAAAGCGGGCAGUGGCGGCUUCGGGUCUUCUUCUGCGUCCUGGCCUGGGUACGCUCGGUUCGUGAACGUCGAUUGUGUGACUCAAGCCUCUCGACUGUGACUCUUGGAUCCUUUACUGGCAUUCUUGUCUCAAGUGCUCUCCUAUAUCAAGGCCCAUACGCGGCUCGUCUUUGGACUCCAGACUUUGGACAGCUUUGUCAAUUCCAAUUCCAAUUCCAAAAAUUAUCACCCCUCCUUCCUCAUACCACCCCAGACCCCAUCGUGGUCUGCCCCGCAUUCAGUCAAGAUGGUGAUGCUCAAGGAUCCGUCGACCAAAUACAAGCCCUUCCCUGCGCUGAACCUCCCCGAUCGACAAUGGCCCUCGAAGACUAUCACCAAGCCCCCGCGCUGGCUGUCGACCGAUCUGCGCGACGGAAACCAGAGUCUGGUUGACCCCAUGAACGGCGAGGAGAAAUGGCGAUACUUCAAGAUGCUUACCGAUAUUGGCUACAAGGAGAUCGAGGUCUCCUUCCCCUCGGCUUCUCAGACCGACUUCGACUUCACUCGCCGCCUGAUCGAGACCCCCGGCGUCGUGCCCGACGAUGUCUGGCUGCAGGUCCUGGCGCCCUGUCGGGAGGACCUCAUCAAGCGCACCGUCGAGUCCGUUAAGGGUGCCAAGAAGGCUAUCAUCCACAUCUAUCUCGCCACUAGCGACUGCUUCCGGCGGGUCAUCUUCAACUUCUCCAAGGAGGAGACCCUGGAGUUGGCUGCGCGCUGCGCCAAGUAUGUCCGCUCCCUGACCAAGGACGACCCCGAGCAGCAGGGCACCGAGUGGGCGUUCGAGUUCAGCCCGGAGACCUUCUCCGACACAGACCCAGACUUCGCCCUCAAGGUCUGUGAGGCCGUCAAGGCCGCCUGGGAACCCACCGUCGAGAACCCCAUCAUCUUCAACCUCCCCGCCACCGUCGAGAUGUCCACCCCCAACAUCUUUGCCGACCAGAUCGAGUACUUCUGCCGCAACAUCACCGAGCGGGAGAAGAUUUCCGUUUCCGUGCAUUGCCACAAUGAUAGAGGCUCCGCAGUCAGCAGUUCCGAGUUGGCCCAGAUGGCUGGCGCCGACCGAGUCGAGGGCUGCCUGUUUGGAAACGGCGAGCGUACCGGCAACGUCGACCUGGUGACCCUGGGACUGAACCUGUACACACAGGGCAUCCACCCCAACAUUGACUUCUCCGACUUGCAGCGCAUUAUUGACACCGUCGAGGUGUGCAACAAGAUCCCCGUCCACCCCCGUGCUCCCUAUGGCGGCGCUCUGGUCGUGUGUGCCUUCAGCGGCUCUCACCAGGACGCCAUCAAGAAGGGUUUUCAGAUCCGGGAGAGCGACAAUCUCAAGUACGAGGACCGCUGGCAGGUGCCUUACCUCCCCCUGGACCCCGCAGAUAUCGGUCGUACUUACGAGGCCGUUAUCCGCGUCAACUCCCAGAGCGGCAAGGGUGGUGCUGCCUGGAUCAUUCUCCGCAAGCUUUCCCUGGACCUGCCCCGUGGCCUCCAGGUUGCUUUCUCACGUGUUGUUCAGACCAAGGCCGACGAGCUUGGCCGAGAGCUCUUGUCAAAUGAGAUCACCGACCUCUUUGAGCAGACUUACUUCCUGAAGGAGAACCCUCGCUUCACCCUCGUUGACUACAGCAUCACCCCUGAUCGUGCUGCGUCACCGGCUCCUCCCGCUCCUGGCAAGACCCAAGAUACCAAGAACCUCAAGCGGGUUUUUGACGGAGUAGUCUUGGUUGACGGCAAGGAAUAUAAGCUGCAUGGCCGUGGCAACGGCCCUAUUUCCAGUCUGGCCAACGCUCUCCGCAACGUUGGUGUGAAUCUGGACGUCCAAGACUACAAGGAGCACGCCAUUGGAAAGGGCCGCGAAGUUAAGGCUGCGACCUACAUCGAGUGUACGACAAACGAGGGCAAGCAGCGAGUCUGGGGUGUUGGCAUCCACGAGGAUGUUGUACAAAGCUCCCUGGUCGCUCUCCUGAGCGCUGCUACCAACUUUGCUGCCAGCCGCCCUGGCAGCCCUUUUAUCCGCCAGCCGUCGCCGGAAGCCGUGGAAGAGACACUGACGCUGAACGGAACCAACGGCAGCGCAAAUGUGCCUUCUACUGUGGUGAGCAUGUUGGAGGAGAAGGCGAAUGGCAUGUGAAGGCCAAUGGACAGGGUAUCAGUGGGGGGCAUUGCAGAUGGACAGG